UUGAAAACGGCGUCGUUUGACCCUAAAACCUGAAACAACCACAAUCGCUUCUUUCUUGAUUUCUCCUUCUCCUCCUCCCAAGCGCCGGCCGACUUCAAUCUUUUUUGCUAACGAAUCACAGCUUCAAUCUCUUCUUCUUUGGUUUCUUAUCUUCGAUUUCAUGUUUAUAUAGCUACCGUUUCUUUCUUCUCUAGAUGUGCCAGGAACCAGAAUCAUUUACUAAUAGAUAGAAAGAAAGCCUUGGGAACUAUUUUAUGCGAUUUUCUCCAUUCCACAUCUUUGUUGGCUUCUAGAGUUUUGGAACAUGAGUACAGGUGGAGCAUUUGGAGGAAACAGAGGAUUAAGACCAAUACCACCAGAAAAGGGCAUUUUCCCUUUGGAUCACUUACACGAAUGUGAUGCUGAGAAGAAAGAAUAUCUUGGUUGUCUUAAGUCUUCAGCUCAUAAAUCUGAACAAUGUAGACAUCUCUCUAAGAAAUAUCUCCAGUGUCGAAUGGCUAAGAACUUGAUGGCAAAACAGGAUAUGGCUGAACUUGGAUUCAGUGGUGAUAAAGAAUUGGAUUCCUCUGAAGAUAAGAAUAAAGAGAGUAUCCAGCAUUGAACUUGGAUUCUUUCAGUGGUGAGCCUCACUUUGUGGAAUUUUGGAAUUGAACAUUGAGAUAGCAUUUUAAGAUUUAGGUCCUUAAACCCAACUCACUCUCAAAGUAUAUGCUUCAUCGAUAUUGAUACGUACUUCAUAUUGGGUGAAUCAAAGCACUAUACAAAACAUCAAACAGAAGCAAAGUAUCAGGGAGGAAGGUGGUGGUGUGUGCGAGUCUUUCUUACUUUGAAUGAUGUGCCUUAUUUAUGUUCUUAAUUCCUUUGUAGACUUUUUGGGCUUAGAGAAUAUUAAGUUUGUUGACAUUUUAUAGAUUAUAGUCCAUUUUGAUUUCUCUCAUUUACGGUGAAACUUAGGAAUAAUGUGUAUUUUUUGUUUACACUGUAUAAUUUGUCCUCUUAGACCAGUUUGUUUGUUAGGUUUAUUAAUUAUACUUUUUAUUAUUGAACUCCUUACAAAGAAAUGUCAUCAUACGGUGGUUGAUGGUA
Camelina sativa (false flax) is the source of this 1086-nucleotide messenger RNA. RefSeq lists its product as uncharacterized. NCBI's taxonomy places the organism in Eukaryota, Viridiplantae, Streptophyta, Magnoliopsida, Brassicales, Brassicaceae. The record is from RefSeq and is a predicted model, not a curated record.